AUGGAAGAGGUCUUGAAGUGGGGUGAUGAUGAGUCCGGACAGAAGCUCAAGUCCCUUUUGCGCCUCGAUGCCCGCUCCGACGCGUCCUUACUGAGAGGCGUGGAUCGACGUGGACUCAUUCAGAUAUACAACGAUGGCAUAGAUGGUCCGCCUAUGCCUACACGAGAACCCCACGUUUUUCUCUAUUCCGACGAAGAGAUUCUCAUUCAGGUCAGCCAGAGCAUCUUUCAUCUCAAGGCAGUCGACGCCGAGGAGGAGCCGAGAGAGGAUAUCCCUCCACUGGAAGGCGGCGAAGACUUUGAGACAAGGCAGAUACUCGAGCUUUGGGGCGGAUUGGAGUGGAGUCAUACUGAAAAUGUUACGUGGACGGAAAAUCAGGCGGAUUUGGACGACCAGGUCUGGGAUGGAUGGGAUGCAGAUUAA
Fusarium vanettenii 77-13-4 is the source of this 423-nucleotide messenger RNA. RefSeq lists its product as uncharacterized. Bases 1 to 423 code for a protein of 140 amino acids. Lineage: Eukaryota; Fungi; Ascomycota; Sordariomycetes; Hypocreales; Nectriaceae. The transcript has 2 exons. The record is from RefSeq and is a predicted model, not a curated record.